GUUGAUGGCAGCGGCAGCUGGGACUGCAGCGACGCCGGGCCUCAGAGAGCCGCAAGCAGUGGCUGGAGCGCUCAGACGAACACCCGGGCCCCAGACGCCGCGGACACCCGGAGAAGCAGUUCCGGCGCCCUGACGCCUCCCUCGGCCCCCAGCGCACCCCUAGCCCCCACUGCAGAGGAGUCGCAGCGUGAGCGCCCCUCGGCCCACUCAGGACCAGCUCACAGGACUAAGGACCAAAGGCAUUUCUGGGCACUGAGAUCCUCCACUUCUACCCACAGCCAUGAGCCGGCGUGUGGUUCGGCAGAGCAAGUUCCGCCAUGUGUUUGGGCAGGCAGCAAAGGCUGACCAGUCCUACGAGGAUAUCCGUGUGUCCAAGGUCACGUGGGACAGCUCCUUCUGUGCUGUCAACCCCAAAUUCCUGGCCAUUAUUGUGGAGGCUGGAGGUGGAGGUGCCUUCAUUGUCCUGCCUCUGGCCAAGACAGGACGAGUGGAUAAGAACUACCCUCUGGUCACUGGGCACACUGCUCCAGUGCUGGACAUCGACUGGUGCCCACAUAAUGACAACGUCAUCGCCAGUGCCUCAGACGACACCACGGUCAUGGUGUGGCAAAUUCCAGACUAUACCCCUAUGCGCAACAUCACAGAACCCAUCAUUACACUCGAGGGCCACUCCAAACGUGUGGGCAUCCUCUGCUGGCACCCUACUGCCCGGAAUGUUCUGCUCAGUGCAGGUGGUGACAAUGUGAUCAUCAUCUGGAAUGUGGGCACUGGGGAGGUGCUCCUGAGUCUAGAUGACAUGCACCCGGACGUCAUCCACAGUGUUUGCUGGAACAGCAAUGGUAGCCUGCUAGCCACAACCUGCAAGGACAAGACCCUGCGCAUUAUAGACCCCCGCAAGGGCCAGGUGGUGGCGGAGCGAGCCCGGCCUCACGAGGGCGCCCGCCCGCUGCGGGCCGUCUUCACUGCAGACGGGAAGCUACUCAGCACCGGCUUCAGCAGGAUGAGUGAGCGGCAACUCGCGCUCUGGGACCCGGAGAGGUUUGCGGCCCACGAGGGAAUGAGGCCCAUGCGGGCCGUCUUCACGCGCCAGGGUCAUAUCUUCACCACGGGCUUCACCCGCAUGAGCCAGCGAGAGCUGGGCCUGUGGGACCCGAACAAUUUCGAGGAACCAGUGGCACUGCAGGAGAUGGACACAAGCAACGGGGUCCUACUGCCCUUCUACGAUCCCGACUCCAGCAUCGUCUACCUAUGCGGCAAGGGCGACAGCAGCAUUCGGUACUUUGAGAUUACAGACGAACCACCUUUCGUGCAUUACCUGAACACGUUCAGCAGCAAGGAGCCUCAGAGGGGCAUGGGUUUCAUGCCCAAGCGGGGACUGGAAGUCAACAAGUGUGAGAUCGCCCGGUUCUACAAGUUGCACGAAAGAAAAUGUGAGCCCAUCAUCAUGACUGUGCCCCGCAAGUCAGACUUGUUCCAGGACGAUCUAUACCCAGAUACGCCUGGCCCUGAGCCAGCCCUAGAAGCUGACGAAUGGCUAUCUGGCCAGGACGCGGAACCCGUGCUCAUCUCGUUGAGGGACGGUUACAUACCUCCCAAGCACCGCGAGCUUCGGGUCACCAAGCGCAAUAUUCUGGACGUGCGCCCUCCCUCGGGCCCCCGCCGCAGCCAGUCGGCCAGCGAUGCCCCAUUGUCGCAGCAGCACACUCUAGAGACGCUGCUGGAGGAGAUCAAGGCCCUUCGUGAGCAGGUGCAGGCCCAGGAGCAGCGCAUCACGGCUCUGGAGAACAUGCUGUGCGAGCUGGUGGACGGCACGGACUAGUGCAGCGCGCGGGGGGGAAGCUCCGAGCCUGGGGGGCCCUGCCGGACCGGGAGCACCCUUGGCCCCGCCCUGGUUCUUGGUCUGGAACUCGGACCCCGCCUCUCUGGGCUGGGGCCGGGGGCGGGACUGGGAAGGGAACUCCGCCCCUCGCGGGAGUCCUGGACAAAUGGAGCGUCGCAGAGACUCGAGUCUGCCUGGCACCCACCGGGCUGCGUGCCUCGUCCGGGACUCAGCAGGAGCUGGCCUUGGGAGACCGGGGGUGACAGGGACCUCAGCAAUGGUGCUGCACGGCGAAGCGGUGUCCCCUCUGUCCCCCGGUCAGGGCAGGGGAAGUGCUUAGUAUUAGCGCUAUUCUUGGGGAUAUCUGGGAGCUUGGGCUUGACCUCAAAGGGGUGGCGGCGAUUCGAUGGGUCUCCCCAGACCGACUGGGGUUGAGUUACGCUUCUCUUUCUAAUCAGUUCACUUGAUUUCACUACCCUAAGUGGUAAAACGUAUGGGUGUCACCCCAGUUCUACAGACAUACACAACCUGUUGGCUGUGGAGCCGAAUCCACCGGCUACACCCAGCAGUCUAUGGCAGAGGGCUCUCUUCCUUCUUUUCACCCACAGGGGAGAGGGCGGCUUCCUCACUGCACCCCCGCCGGAGAACUAAUCAGAAAACUGGCAUGGAAGCAGGUUCACACCCUCCUUCACGUCCCCCCCCCUGCCCCCCGUUACCUGCCCCCCACUGCCCCCAGCCUUCUGCUGUGGCCUUGACCCUAGGAGGAAAACAAGACGUACGGAAUGAAAUAUUUUACUAAGUGCUCAGUCUGUGCCUCCUGCAUGGGUGGGGAUGAGGGGGGCGAGACCCAAGCCUCUGUAAAUGCUGUCCCCAGGCUUGGGUGGGGGGGGGGGCAGUGCUGACAAAUGCUCAGGACCCACUAGGCAUUCUUUUACCUCAAACCCCUCCCACACUGAGUUUCAGAAAGAACCCCUAACCCGUAGGUGGGCGUUCUUCCCCAGUAAAGCCAGCUAGGAAAAGC
Molecule: messenger RNA, 2840 nt
Organism: Felis catus (domestic cat)
Lineage: Eukaryota; Metazoa; Chordata; Mammalia; Carnivora; Felidae
Gene: CORO6
Product: coronin 6
Exons: 12
Coding region: 281-1819 (512 amino acids)
Biological process (GO): cell migration; actin filament organization
Molecular function (GO): actin filament binding
Source: RefSeq, a predicted model, not a curated record